This is a messenger RNA of Meyerozyma guilliermondii ATCC 6260, 2136 nucleotides long. RefSeq names its product DNA-binding protein. The coding region runs from base 1 to 2136 and encodes 711 amino acids. Lineage: Eukaryota; Fungi; Ascomycota; Pichiomycetes; Serinales; Debaryomycetaceae. The transcript has a single exon. The record is from RefSeq and is a predicted model, not a curated record.
AUGGAUUUUUGGACAAGCCUAAUUCUUCUCACUUGCAAUAAUGAUAGGUCCUACGAAAAGUCAUCUUACUUCACGAAAUUGAUCAAGGUACAUGAAUAUUGUCUCGAGUAUGAUGAUACAUCGAUAAGGGAGAUAGCUCUCUCUUCAUGGAAUGCCGUGACAUACAGCUUGUGCCAAGAAGCUUUUAAACCUAUCAAGGGUCCUAAAUCACCUACCAAAGAAAAGUACGAUCCUAUUGCAAAUAGUACAAAAAUGGCGAUCUUACUUAGACCACUAACAAACCUAAAUGUUGCGGAUGAUAAGAUAGCGUUCAAUGCUUUGCAUAAUAUCUAUAUGGGCAUCAUUUACACGUUGGGUAAUCCAAUUGAGCCUCUACCAAUACAUUUUGCUCAAGAGUUUUGGAAACAGAUUAUUCAUGAUGUCUGCAUACCACUUUAUUAUGGGAAGGAUAGUACACAAGGGAGACAACAAUACGGAAUAAAGUUGAUCAAGAGGCUUCUUAACCUGAAUGCAGCUGGCGUUCCCAAGUCUUUAGACGACAUGAGAUGUUUGUCGACAGAGCCCGUUUUUUUUACGGAAAUUCGUCCGUUGUGUAGGCAAACUAUCCACGGCAGUGCUGAUAUAAUUCUUCCUACCUUACGAGCCAUAUCCGAGACAGCUCCAAUGCAAGCAUUAGAAGCGCUUGGUACGGUUUUGGAUUCUAUCAAACCAAUAUUGAGAAAAGAAGUACGAAUCUCGAAUGCCACAAUGGGGUACUUGAGCUCGAUCCUAAACACCGCAUCCCACUUUGUGCACCAGGACCCACUGUAUUUCUUUACAACAAAGCUCAUUCGUGUUCUUAUACUGAACUUUGACAUUAAGUUACUCAAGUCUAUCAAAAAGGACGACGGCACUGUGAACGUAUUUCAUCAUAUUAUUAGCACAUGUGAAGGCUUAUUGCCUGAAGAAGAUGUUGUUGCAUUGGUCGAUUAUAUUACUCAGCUUGCAGGUGAAGAUGCCGUGGAAAUUAAUGAAGAACGGCCCGAUGAAAGUCUAGAAGUUUUAAACAAAAAGCUUUCGGAAAUAACACUCUUCAGCGAAAUGUUGAAGAAUCGUCAUGACGACUGCGACGAACUCGUUCAAAAGGUAAUUGCUAAUCUUACUACCAUUACAGAGGAAAGUCGCGAACAAGCACUAGAGGCAAGCAAUAUUGGCUCGUGGACUAUAGCGGCUUUCAAAGCAUAUUUAAAAGCUGUUCAGAAAAGUGAGCAUGAUCAUCUUCGAAAGUCAAUUCCCAAUUUAAUUUGCAACAAGUUAAGCGACAAUAAUACUUUCUUGGAGCUUACACAGUUCCUCGUUCAGGAAAAGUUCGUGAAGGAAGUAUUUGAGAUUAGAGAAGAAUUCUUGACAAAGUCUUCUUUUUUGAAAGGGUUUUUGCUCUUUGAUUUCAAACAGAAAGUGAAGGGUCUCCUCUCUCAUAUUUCCGAUUCGGAAGACAUUCAGAUGCUUGACGAAAUGCUUGUUACAUGUUACAACCACAAACAUGACAUUAAACCUUAUAUCAAAAAUCGGUGGACCAUGUUACCCAAACUCAAGGAAACGUGGUUGCAAGAUCACGACGAACUAUACCGUGAGACGCCUAGCUCCAGUAAUACCCCUGUCAAGGAAGAGUUGGCGAAAAGUAGUCCACUGUCUUCGAUCUCUGCACGGGGCUCUAAAAAGUCGAAGAGUCCAAUGGGACAAAUCAAGAUUACAAGGUCGCGAUACACUGAUAGCUAUGUUUCUGCUGCUACUUCUCCGCUUCCCCAAACUUCAGCAUCACCACUCCGCCAAGUUUCUGCACUUCCCCAAGCUUCAGCAUCGCUGCCUCCUCAAGCCACACUCAUUCCAUCACCCUGCUACACAACCAUCUCCGAGAUAUCACCAAUUCCAACACCCACAAGGACUCUCAAGAGAGAAAGCCCAGAGCAUGGUUCAGAAAAAAAUGAUAGAAAGCGGAUAAGAACUCCAGUUCCGGACCGGCUGCGAAAAAUGAGAGCUCAAGUCAACCAACCACUAUUCACCACAAAAAUUGGCCGAAUUGGAAACAAAGCUCCAUCGAGUUCUCCGGUAUGCCCCAUUGGUGAUCUUGAAGACACUAGUAGGUUCCAGCUUUGA